This is a messenger RNA of Talaromyces rugulosus, 942 nucleotides long. RefSeq lists its product as uncharacterized. The transcript has 2 exons. The record is from RefSeq and is a predicted model, not a curated record. NCBI's taxonomy places the organism in Eukaryota, Fungi, Ascomycota, Eurotiomycetes, Eurotiales, Trichocomaceae. Gene Ontology annotation, molecular function: glutamate-cysteine ligase catalytic subunit binding; enzyme regulator activity. The coding region runs from base 1 to 942 and encodes 313 amino acids. Gene Ontology annotation, biological process: glutathione biosynthetic process. Gene Ontology annotation, cellular component: glutamate-cysteine ligase complex.
AUGAAGCUCCUACUAUCUACGUCAAAUAUUAUGACCGCCGGUCCCUCGGUGAUCCGAUUUCAAACAGAAAAGUCCAAUGUCGAACUGAUCAAUUCGCUCAAGUCCAAUUUCCAAGCAGCCCAACAAAGCGCCGGAUACAACGAAAACAAUGCAGCGACAUGGACCAAAAAGGAUGGCGACACGCUGUAUAUCCCCGCGACCGACUUUGCUCAAUCCGGCCUAUACGAGGACAGGGACCAGUACGACAUCACAGUCAAGCUUUUUUAUUUACCGGGAAUACCAGCUUCAAGAAGAUGCGCCCAUACCCGCGAGGCUAUCGAUGUGGUACUGAAAGAGCUACAUAUCGAUUCCAUCGACCUGUUGAUUGUCUCGUUCCCCGGCAUGUCUUUCGAUGCUGACGACGAGCCGGAGGAAGAAGAUGACGAAGACGAAGGCUCACGCACUGGAAGCGGCAGCAGAGCGAGCGAAAGCACAGAGCAAGCCGACGAUUUUGACAGCAUGGUCAGGACGUGGCAUGCGUUGGAAGCGCUGGCAGAGAAUGGCAAAAUCGCCCAGCUGGGCGUUGCAGAGUUCGGCACCGAACGUCUAGCCAAAUUCCUCACCCAAACACGCAUUCGUCCAUCAGUGGACCAGAUCAAUGUGAAGGACUGCUGUGUUGUGCCAAAGUCGCUGAUAUUGUAUGCCAAAACAGAGAAAAUCCAACUUCUCACGCACAACGACUGCACGGAUAUCUUGCCUCGAGGAACGACUCGUGAAUUGCUCAGUCCGGGUGAAAACAACACUUCGUCGCCGGUUCCGGCAGAGAACUUGCAAGGAGAUAUUGAGCCUCAAUGGGUGGUCAAAUAUACUGCGGUCGUCAAGGACCGUGGAGUGAUUGAGAACAAAGGAUACUUUGCCUUAGCAGAGGUUGGAAGUUGUCUCAAGGCUCAUGACGGCAAUUGA